UGGCGCUCUGGUUCCCCGCCGAGUUCCUCGACGCGCACCUCAGCGGCCAGGCCGCCGGCCAGGGCUGGCUGCCCAGGGCCUUCCUGGCCGCGUGUGGAGCCAUCAUGGCGGCCGCAAGGAUUCUCACAGUGAUGCAGAUGGUGGUUUGGGGCGGGGCCAGCUUUGCAUACAUGAGGCCGCUCCUUGGGUGCGCCAGUGGAGGGCUGUACGCCCUCGCCGCCGCCGUCGACCUCGCCGCUUUGCGGCAAAGUGGAAAGCACCUUGAAGAGGAGGACUUAUUCUGUGCGGGGUUUUCCAGCUACCGUUAUGACGAGGCGAGUCUGUAUUCGAAGGCUACCUUCUCGUGGUUGACGCCGCUGCUGCGUCUGGGCAACACCAGUCCGCUGGAGCUCGAGGACCUGGGAAGGAUUCCGCACCAGGAAAGCACUGCUGUUCACUUCGAGAAAUUCCAGACCAUUUAUAACUCCAUCAAGGAGACGAGACGCGAUCCUGUCGCCCUGUGGCGAUGUUUUUUCAACGGCUCCUGGAAAAUGCUGGCCCUGAGUGGCGUGUUUAAACUGUCUGGAGACAUGGUCGGGUUCAUUGGGCCGAUGGGCAUUUCUGUCAUUGUUUCGUACGUCCAGAAACCGCCUGGCGCGAAACCAACCCAGGGGACAGAUGAACAGGUAGGAUCGUACGUUUCCGUGGCCGAAUUCUUUAGCAAUGGCUACGUGAUGGGCGUCUUGGUAUUUUUAUCUGCCCUGGCCCAAGGAACGUUCUCCCAAAGUUGCACACAUCUCAUAAAUGUUGAAGGCAUUCGCAUAAAAGCAGCACUGCAAGCGAUGAUUUACGACAAAUCGUUGAGACUCCCCUUGUGGAGUUUUUCACAGGAGGAUUGUGAUGAAUUACAGAAGGACACUUGCGCUUCGGAUGAGUCUCCUCUGGGGAAAGUUCAACCGACGAAAAAACGAGAGAAAAGCAUUCCCAGUGGAGACGACACAACGUCGAGCCCACAAAGUGCAUCAACUUCUCACACAGACUUCGGAACAAUAAUCAAUCUCAUAUCAGAAGACACCUACAACGUCAUGUCAUUUGUAUGGAUUUGCCAUUACGUUUGGGCUAUUCCUGUUAAGAUAGCAGCUCUCAUGUUCCUGUUGCACUACCAGCUUGGUAUCAGUGCUCUCAUUGGUGCGGUGCUGUGCGUAGCAGUGAUGACCCCCCUGCAGUUCGCCAUAGGAAAGAAAAUGUCUGCCAACUCCAAAUCAAUAUCAGAGGCCAACGACGAACGAUUACGGCGAAUAAACGAAGUAGUCCACGGCAUCAAGGUCAUCAAACUGUCCAGCUGGGAGGAGCAGUACGAGAAAAAGGUCCAACUCGCUAGGAACAGAGAGCUGCGACUGUUGAACGUGGAUUCCCUUCAUUGGGCUGUCAUGACCUUUUUGACCCACGCGUCCUCGGCCAUCGUCACUCUAGUGACAUUCGGCAUUUACAUGAUGGUGGAAAAGGCUCCCCUCCCCACGGCCAACGUGUUCGCCAGCCUGGCGCUGUUCAACCAGCUCACUGUUCCACUCUUCAUUUUUCCAAUCACGGUGCCAAUCAUUAUCAGCGCCAUGGUCAGCACAAAGAGAUUGGAAGCAUUUUUCUCAAAACCAGAAACAGCAAACGUCCUGGAGUACGAAACCGACGGCAAUCCUUUCGUAUUCAGCUGUGCGGCUUCCGCGGCGGGUGGAAUGAAAGAGCCAGAGGAAGACAAAGAUGGACAUGAAGGGGAACCAAACUCCACUGGAGAUUAUCUGAGUCCAGCGAUAGAGCAUGACUCCGAGGCCAAAGUUCCCGCCACCAUCUCGACCGCAGGGAGAGGAAGCGUCGUCUCUAUAAGCGACGGCAAUUUCUCUUGGAGCUCGGGGCACGUCCUCCACUUAAACGACGUGACAGUGCCAAAAGGGGUGAUAACACUGGUGGUUGGGGCCAUCGGCAGCGGCAAGACAUCGCUCCUGCUCGCACUUUUGGGGGAGAUGAGCUCCUCGGACGGCAGAUACCCAGUCAAGUGGAGCCAAGACUCCUCCGUUGCGUACUGCUCCCAGAAACCGUGGCUGCUGAACGCAAAUGUCAGAGAGAACAUACUGUUCGGGCAGCCAAUGAGAAGGCGUCGGUACGGUGAAGUGAUCGCCGCAUGUGCCCUGCAGCCUGACUUGGACAUCUUGCCGGCACAAGACCUUACCGAAAUCGGUGAGAGGGGGAUCAACUUGUCGGGAGGCCAAAAGCACCGAGUGGCCAUCGCGCGAGCGCUCUACUCCAACGCGACGACCGUGCUCAUGGAUGACCCCCUGUCAGCACUGGACCACCAGGUCGGGCAGCACCUCGUGCAAGAGGGCUUCCUGAAGCUUCUCAAGCAACGUGGCAGGACUGUCAUUCUUGCCACUCACUGCCUCUCCCUUCUGAACCAGGCGGACUACAUAAUUGUGAUGGAAAGCGGGAAAGUGUCCACCCAGGGCACUCUGAGCAAAAUCCAGGCCGAGCGGCCCGACCUGGGCCAGGCGUGGCAGCAAGCGCUCACCGUCUCUCUGGACGACCUGGACGACCCCAAGGCCGCCGCCGUGGACUCGCCCCACGACGUCGUGCUGCGCGGCGAGCGCACGGCCAGAGAGCGGUGGCAGCUGGUGCGCCUCGUCUCCCGCAUCGGCCUGCAGCGCACCGAGGUGGUGUCGCCCCAGCGUCACUUCCGGCGUUUCAGCAGGCGGCAGUCGCGGUCACUGUACCGCACCAACCACUGCACGCACAGCUUCCCCGUGCCCGAGUACGCCGCGCCCCCCGCCAACCCGCUGCACGACUCAGUGGCGUGGGAGAAGCCCCUCCGACGCACCAGGAGCACCAUCGCCACCGUGCCGGCCGCCUGGCGGCGCAAGGUCACCAGGGUGGCGUCGCUCAGGCCCCGCGACAUGGCCCAGUGCCCCAGCCGCGCCUGGACCACCCAAUCCAGCCUGGUUGAGAGAAAAAUUAGCUCGACAUUGCCACCCGCACCCGAGGGUUUGGUCAGCAGUUCCCGAAGGAGUUCCAGCGCAACAGAGACCCAAGUCUACACUGCAGAGUACACAUACUAUGCAGAAACGGACGCCGACGACAGCGCCACCGAAGUUACCAUUGAACAGGGUGACAGGCAGUCCAUAGUAGAAGCAGGGAGAAAGAACGGGCGAGUUCCCCAGCGCGUCUACUACACGUAUGCAAAGGCCUGCACCAUUCCAGUGGCUGUCGCUUAUUUCUUAUCGACGUUGUCUUGGCAAGGCCUGCGCGUGUGCACUGACUUCUGGCUCAGUGACUGGACUGCCUACAAUGGAACGACGCCAGACACAAAUCAAGACAAGAAACAUUUCCAAAUGGAGAUGCUUAAAUAUUUGUUCAUAUACUCGGCGCUGUCCGUGGUGACCAUGCUGCUGUCACUGUCGUCAAAUUUAGUCGGCCAGCUGGCAGGAGCACGGGCUCGCCACUGGUUGCACCAAAACUUGCUGUCAAAUCUACUUCGCUCACCAGUCAAGUUUUUCGACAUGACACCCAUCGGUCGAGUCAUUGACCGCCUGUCAACAGACAUCGCCGUGAUCGAUAAAAAAUUAGCAACAUCUAUUCAACGAUUAAUGCAAUUCUUGUCGCUGUGUGUUUCUGCGAUAGUAGUAAAUGCAAUUCUGUCGCCAUGGUUUCUGCUUCCGGCACUACCCAUGUGCCUUGUUUACUACAUUAUUCAACAUUUCUAUCGUGUCUCUACCAGAGAGCUUCACCGACUGGAUAGUAUGACGCGUGCUCCGGUUUCUUCAUUCUUCUCGGAAACUUUAGGCGGGCUUGCGACCGUUCGAGCCUUUGGCCAAAAGUCUCGUUUCAUGGAGCUUAUGUUGGAAAGAAUGGACAUCAAUACUAACACUUUCCUAGUUCUUAGUGCUGCAAACAGAUGGUUGGGAGUGGCUCUUGACUACAUGGGAGGUACCAUAGUUUUAGUGUCAAUAAUUGGUUCAUUGACUGCAGCCCAUUUCUACCCUCAAGCUGUCUCUCCAUCGCUGGUCGGACUCGCAAUAAACUACACUUUGUUGGUUCCUAUUUAUCUGAACUGGGUCGUCAAGUUCCUUGCAGAUGUUGAGAUGUACAUGGGGUCAGUCGAAAGAGUGCAGCAGUACGCAGAAAUGGAAAUGGAAGACUACAAUACCCAAGGUUUACAAGUCUCCGCGACAUGGCCCGAGCGAGGUGACAUCGUAUUCAAAGGGGUCAGUCUGCGAUAUGACGAAAAUCGAGAUCCAGUGGUAAAGAAUAUAAACCUGCAUAUUCCAGCGGGCCAAAAGGUCGGCGUUUGUGGGCGCACAGGGAGUGGCAAAUCCUCACUUGUGAUGUCACUUUUCCGAAUGCUUGACGUUUCGGAAGGCUGUAUAACGAUGGACGGAGUAGAUAUAUCGAAACUUCCUUUACAGCUGCUUCGUUCAAGACUAUCUGUGAUACCGCAAGACAUAGUUAUGUUCAGCGGGACUAUAAGAGAUAAUUUGGAUCCAAACGGUUUUUACUCCGAUGAUAAAAUAUGGGAAAGCCUUGCUGUAGCUCAGCUGAAGAGCAUGGUUGAGGCACUUCCAGGGGGCCUAAGUGCUGUAUUAAAAGAAGGAGGCGAAAAUCUGAGCGUUGGGACGCGCCAACUAUUUUGCCUGGCCAGAGCUAUUCUGCAAAAUGCAGCCGUUCUUGUAAUGGACGAAGCAACAAGUUCAGUGGAUCCAACGACUGAAAACGCGUUUCUCUCUGUAGCUUUAAGCGCCUUUGCUCAUCGGACAGUGCUCAUCAUAGCGCACCGCCUUUCCACGCUGCUGGAUUGUGACAGAAUCAUAGUCCUUGAAAAUGGGAAAGUCACAGAAGACGGAUCUCCAUCACAGUUGCUUCGCUUCGACAAUGGCAUCUUUUCCCUCAUGCUGCAAGCAGCAAGUCAGCUCACAAGCUGAUCCCAGCUAAUAAAUUGUGUCAAUUUAACAAAUUUCUCUGUUCUUUUUGUGAUGGUGAUGGCUGCAGAGGGGCUCUACCACUGCAAUCUCAUAUUCGUACACUGGUCCGA
This is a messenger RNA of Thrips palmi, 5050 nucleotides long. RefSeq names its product ATP-binding cassette sub-family C member Sur (gene Sur). The transcript has 27 exons. Gene Ontology annotation, biological process: transmembrane transport. The coding region runs from base 105 to 4940 and encodes 1611 amino acids. The record is from RefSeq and is a predicted model, not a curated record. Gene Ontology annotation, cellular component: membrane. Gene Ontology annotation, molecular function: ATP hydrolysis activity; ATP binding; ABC-type transporter activity. Lineage: Eukaryota; Metazoa; Arthropoda; Insecta; Thysanoptera; Thripidae.